AUGCUCUCACAUUUUAAUGUGACAUCUCGUUUGUCCAUGAAACUAAGCCCUAUAAGCCAUUUGCUCCGAGCAGUGCAACAUCGAGCGUAUUCCUCGCUCUCAGAACGCCUACACCAUGAUCUGACUACGCGAAAGCUCCCAUUGACCUUCGACUAUCUACAUCCUCAGCCAUCUCACCUCUUAACACUCUCGCUCCACGGUCUUCUCCCACAAUCAUCCGGUAGUCCUCAUGUAUCGCCGACCCUUCCUUCGAUUGCAAAUCCGUACCCGUUGCCAAUCGGUCACCACUUGAUCUACUUUCCACCCCAAGUAACCCUGUCGCAAUUGGUUCCAGAUGGCUGUGACGUCCUUCAUACACCAGGUGAUCCUUUCAAUCGCCGCAUGUGGGCAGGUGGCGAUGUCAGAUUUCCAAAAUUUGAACCGCUCCUGGAUGGCAGCCGGGCCGUCUGCAUUGAGUCAAUUCGGAACGUGACUGUGAAAGGACGCGAAGGAGAUGAGAAAGUGAUCGUGACGAUUGAGCGACGGGUUGGUACUGUGCCCGAAGGGGAGACCCAAGAAUCGACAUGGAGCCGGAUAUGGCAAGAAAAUGAAGCAGACUUGGGAGACUCGUCGCUAAUUGAAAAUCGAGAUCUCAUAUUCAUGCGGGCCAAGACCGCGGAGCAAAUUGAAUUAGACCGAGAGCAGUUUGCGAAACCGAGUCGAUAUGUCAAGUCUCCCCCUGAUGCGGUAUUCCGCCAUUCAUUAUUGCCCACCAAGGCAUUACUCUUCCGCUUCUCAGCCUUGACAUUCAAUGCACACUCCAUCCACUUGGACAAAGACUACACACAGAACCAGGAAGGCUUCAGAAACCUUCUGGUUCAUGGUCCCUUGACCUUGACCCUGCUUCUGAGCGUCCUGCAAAGCCACUUCCAAAGUCUGAACCUUCGGAUUGGACAAAUUGAAUAUAAAAAUCUUGCACCUCUAUAUGUUGAUGAAGAAUUGACAAUCUGUGGCAAACCCAAAAAUAACGACUCUUGGGAUGUCUGGAUUGAGGGCCCUGGUGGUAGUCUUGCCGUUCGAGGUACUAUCAGGACUUGCCCAGUAUAG
Penicillium verhagenii is the source of this 1086-nucleotide messenger RNA. RefSeq lists its product as uncharacterized. Gene Ontology annotation, molecular function: (3R)-hydroxyacyl-[acyl-carrier-protein] dehydratase activity. The coding region runs from base 1 to 1086 and encodes 361 amino acids. Gene Ontology annotation, cellular component: mitochondrion. The transcript has 2 exons. The record is from RefSeq and is a predicted model, not a curated record. Lineage: Eukaryota; Fungi; Ascomycota; Eurotiomycetes; Eurotiales; Aspergillaceae.